Messenger RNA from Caenorhabditis briggsae, 1911 nucleotides. The record is from RefSeq and is a predicted model, not a curated record. The transcript is spliced from 10 exons. Lineage: Eukaryota; Metazoa; Nematoda; Chromadorea; Rhabditida; Rhabditidae. Bases 1 to 1911 code for a protein of 636 amino acids.
AUGACAUUGAAAUCGAAGGCAAAAUCAAAAUCAAAAUCAAAGCCAAAAUCAAAGCCAAAAUCAAAGAACAUUUCGGUAAAAAGUAAAAAGACACCUAAAAAUCAGCCAGCAAUGAAAGAAGUCUCUAGCAAAAAAAAGAAACAGCAGGAGCCGAAGAAAAAAGACAAAAAGGUGGUCCGAGUACCAAAUCGGCAACGUCGUGAACCCUUCAAAGGAUUGAUGAUCUCCAAAAAACUGGCAAUGUUGUCUACAGAGAAGGCAUAUGCUUUCAAAAUCAGGAAACUAGGAGGGGAUAAUACUCAAUUUGUGAAAAUUGAUCCUCUUGGAGAGAUUAUGGAUAACCGGGCACACAAAGUUGGAAUGCCCAAACGCUACUCAGCGACAGUUUACGAACCUCCCAUCGGUGCAACUGGGGAACUCCUCUACUAUCUGUACAAGACAUACAACUUCAUGGAUGAUCUCACAAAGUACGACAUUCACCGUCGAGCCGACCAUUAUUCGAAUAUGAUUCGUUGGAAAAGAGAUUCACAUUAUUUCAAAGCAGGAUUGGCUGUAUGUCUGAGUUUCCAAGUGCGUCGACGACGAGAGAAGUUUCGUAUACGGGGAAAAUGGAGACCACAAUACUCGAACUAUGGAAAACGGAUGUUAGAAUCGCCAAGAUCCCUAUUCACGAAAAUGCAGAAAACCGCUCAACCGUAUUUCGCUCAAAUGAUUGUUUCGAAGAGAGAUGAAGCUACAGCUAUGGCAACUCAAUUGGCACAUGCUGCGUAUCAGAACUUUACGAAUAAGGAGACAAAGGGACGAAUUGUGAAGUUCAUGAGACACAAUAAUGAAUGGCUAAACGAGCGAUCAAAAUGUUGUCAGGUACCGAUUCUUCUGAGAUUCAGCCGAGAUCGACUGACUGGAAACGUCGUGAAUGGCCAUCGUAGAAUGCCGUAUCGCAGACGUGUCUGCCAGGAUCUUUUCAGCGAAUUCAACUACAUUUCUUCCCAUCUGGCAUUUUCUGUUCAUUUCUGCCGAGUUCUCAGAAAUUUUCGAGUUAAUGAGGCAGCAGAAGAUGAAGUCAUUCAGAAGAGUGGCAUUCUGACUCCCCUGAUUCGUAUGCGAAUGUCUCGAUACAAUUAUUUCCCAGCUAUUUCUGUUGUAAAUUACAACGAGAACAAUGAACUACAAACUACAAUCCCUCGUUUCCCAAGAAGAGCUCCUUCUAUCUGUGCAGUCAGUGGAUAUUCAAGUGAUAGCUCCGCAUCAGCUGCCACCGAUUCUCCAUUAGAUUUUCUUGAUUGGAAACUGGUGGAUAAGGAGCUGGAGCAUCGGAUGGUCUUUGGUGGUGAUACGACAAGAUACAACACUCGAGUAGCUUCUGAAAAACAUUACAACGAGAGAAGAUGGAAGGAAAUGGAGAGACGGAAGAAAUUGUUGUACAAGGCAAAUGCAAGGUUCGAGAUGAGAAAUAAUGUUCCCAUUUUGACAGAGAUUUCAAAAAUGCACCCGCCCCUCAUUUUUUGCAAAUUGAAGGGAAUGGAACUGAACAAACUUCGCAAAAGUACAUUUCCACCGGAGAUGGAUCCAGAAGUCCGUGAUGCAACUGCGUACCUGUUCAAACAACGAAUGAACUUUCUGGAGAAAACUCUUCCAUGUAAGAAAGACCCACGAAUCCUCAUGACUCCAGGAUGGACAGUUUUUGGAAUUCGGGAGAAUACAGAGACUUUUGAGAAUGUAGCAAGAAUUCUAAAACAGAGAAGUUCAUGGGUCACAAAAAAUGCAAUGUCUAGAGCAGCGACGGUUCCGAGAUGUGAUAAACUUCCGAUGAUUUCUGAUGAGCGUCACAAGAAGUUGUUCAUUGUGCUAAUCUUGCCACUGACGAUUGCAUUGACUGUUGUAACUUUUGGAAUGAUCAGUUUUCUUUGA